AGGGCACCAGGACCCAGAAUCACUGGUGCUGCUGCCUGUGGGGAAAUUUGCCUCCUUUUGACCAGGCCUGGCUGUUGCUCAGCUUUCCCUGAACCCAAACCGGCCUGACCAGCUCCGGCAAGUCUUUCUUCCACCUCUUCUGUCUUUUGACUCAGACACAUACAAGGGCGGUUGGAACCAAGCCGGGCCCUGCCAGGUUGGGAAGAUUUUUAAGAUUUUUAAAAGAUGCCUCCUCUUUGACAUUGUUCUUUGGGAGCUGUGGAGAGGUCCGAGCAAGACGGAAGACCCCCUCGAAGGGACACCCAUAAGCUCCAUCCACUCCCAACUGCAAUAACUGGGACUCACCCCUGGAACAGACAGACAGUUCUCUUUCUGAUAUUGCCUGCUACAAAGAGGGAAAAUGGCAGAGAGCUCCCUGUUUGCGCAGCGCCUGCAAGCCAUUAUGGAGCGGCGCAGGCUGCAGGAGCGGAUCUUGGCCACCCGCCGGGAGCUGGAAGAAGAGAGACUCCGAGCCCAGCGCCUCAAGAGGAAAUCCUUGCGUGAUCGGUGGCUGAUGGAGGGGAUGUCCGCACCCACUGAUGACGGCGAACACGUGUCUUCAGUUUGGGAGGCACAGACUCGCAUCCAAGAAUUAGAAGACGAUCUAUCCAGUCUCCAAUCUCAGAUGGAGCAGCUGGACAGCCCAGAGCAUCAGCUAGGACACCAGCAGCCAGAAGAGUCUGCAAGAGCAAUGAAAGAGACAAAGCAGUCAUUGCUGGAUGGCACGGCAGAGGUUCCUCUGAUAUCUUCGUCUUCUCCUCAAGGGAGAAGUAGCCCUGAGUCCAGACUUGAGUUGGCUCCUGUCCCACCUGAAAGACUUGAGAAGGAAGCAGCCAAAGAGAAACUGCAAAAUGGAGACAUGUCAGGAGAUGAUGUGUUUGGCGGUGAAUGCAGCCCUGAACAGGUGAACGACAAAGUCAGUCCUGUGGUUGCUGAAAGUGGGGAUCUCCAGUUUCAUCAGGACAAUUCUGAAGUGUCUCCUGCCACAAAGCCACCCCUGCAGAGCCCAAAUCCCGCUGAAGCCGCUCCCAGUCACCACAGGAAGCUGGCUGUCGAGGAGAUGGUGAUCCGUGACCAUUUGGGCCAGGAAGUGGGAAGCAUGGAUGCUGUUGGGCAGAAGCAGAGCUCCAUCGUGAAGGAAGAAGAGACCGAGGAGCCUGCUCCUUUGAGGAACGGCUGUGAAGAGGGGAGUGAGCCGGCCCCCCUUUGCAGUGACUUAGGUCAAGAAACGUCCCCAACUGCUUUAGGAAGCCAACUGGAUGGCGAGCUUGGCAGCCGUGAAGGCCCAGAGGGAGAGUCUCCCACAUCACAGGAUGAACAUCAGCAGAGUCCCUCCAACCAGGUCCAGGAUGUGAGCAGCUGUCUUGAUUCUUCUAUGCAGCAGGCGGAUGGAGAACUGGGCAAAGAGACAGCUCUGAUGGGAGCAGGGCAGACAGAGCUGCCAGGGCAGAGUGUCAGUGAAGUGGAGCCUACCCAAGAUCCAGCAGUUAGUGAUGCUGUGGCAGCAAAUUCAGUAACAUCAGGACAGUCAACUCAAGAAAACAAGAAGGAGCCACAAGCAUCCCAUGAAGCAGAGAUCUCAGUGCUGGGGCAAAAAGCAGAGCCACUGUUUCCAGACCAGACCUCUCCUGUUCCUGAAGCCUCUUCAGAAGAGGACAAGUUGUCAUCAUCUCCAGCAGAACAGGUUGCACUUGAUGCUCAGAAUCUAAUCCCUUCUCUGCAAGACACAAAGGGAUCCCUUCUAGAUCAGAUCCCUUCUUCUCUUCAGGAAAUGGAGAGUCCCCUCCUGGAGCCUGUGGUUUUGUCACAGCCGAAUCAGAGUCCAUCAGUUCUUUUGAACCAGGGUGGUCCUCCUUUGCAAGAAACUGAGGGACCUCUUCUGGCUCAGAUUGUCUCUUCAGAGCAGGAACCUGUUUUAGAUCCAAACCCACCAUCUCUGCAGGACUCUUUCCCCUCUUUUUCAGAACAGAAAGCGCUUUCAUCGCAGGGUGUGGCCAUUGCUUUGCAGGAAGCUAAACACUCCUCGUUGGACCAGGUCCCAUCCCCUGUGCACGAAACUAAUGGAGCCUGUCUGGAUCAGAUCCCAACCUCUUUACAAAGCACUCCUUUGCCAGAUCAGAUGCUAUCACCUCCUUCAGACCAGCUCGCAUCUCUGUCAGAUGACAUUCCCUCCACUUUGCAUGAAAAAGAGAGAUCUUCCCAGAUAUCAUCAACUCUUGAAAAUCAAGAAUCGUUUGUGAUGGAGGUUAGGGAUUCAUUUCCAGACAUCACCUCCUCACUGCCUAAUCCACUUUCUUCUCUGCCUGAUGAGGUCAGUCCCCUUCAAGAUGCUCAAGAGCUGACUUUGAAAGAGAUUCAGAUAGAACUGGAGCACCAAACAACAACCGCACCAGAGACUCAGAUUUCUUCUUUGCCAGAGGCUGACAAUAUUCUUCAAGGCCAAGCCCCAUCUUCUGUGGGUGGCGAUGAGCAUCUGGUUCCCAUGGAGACUCCAGUCUCUGGACCAGAGCAGAUCCUGCAGGUUCAAACAUGGCCAUUUGUGGAGGGACAGACCCUUUCUUCUCUGCCAGAGGUUGGGAGGUCUUCUACAGAGGAAUCUCAGGAGCCCCUGCCCAGUCAAACCUUACCCAGUCUCCCUGAAGCCAGAAAGUCACUUCCCGGUGAGGCCCAAAUAGUGUUGGAGGAGCUGGUGCCAACCUCUGCUCAAGACCAACCUUCUUCUCUUGCGGAGGUAGCAAAGACCGUGUCAUCUGAUGUGGAAAAAAUACCUGCACUGCCUGACCAGACCCCAUCCCCCAAGCAAGGCCCAAAUGCAACACUGCAGGAUAUAGCAAACGUUCCUGAUGUUUUGCUCUCAUCCAGCCAAGAGCAUGCCCAAUCCAUUUUGAGCAAGACUGCCCCCAUGGCAAACCAGGAAGUGAAAGGAGGUGGAGAUGCCAACCUGUCCUCAACAACAGCAGAAGAGAUGCCAGAAGUCCUGGGAGAUCUCCAUGCUGAGCAGCAGCCCCUGCUGAAUGCAACAAAUGCCUCGGUAGCCCCUCCAGAAAUGUCUCUAGGAGACCCACAACUGUCCAAGACAGGGAUCCUAAAGCCCCAGGCAGCCCUGAACCAGGAGACCCCAACCUACACCACCGCCUCUGCCAACACUGCCUCAUCCCGCCAGCUCCAGCCCACUGGGUCCCGCCAAGAGGAAGGCGAAGACCAGAGCCAGAGCAGGCGCAAGCAGAAAUCAUGCCAGUGUUGUUCGGUCAUGUAGGCCCCGGGCACUUUUGCCCAGCUGAGAUGCCCUCCAUUCCUCUCUCCCUCAGGAAUAGGAGUUGUUGAUCUGGUCCCAGCGGCAGGCUCUGGAACUGGUAAUUUGCCCUGCCAGUAGUCUAGUGUAGGCAGAACAUAUACACACACAUGAGCACACACAACACACAAACCCCACACCCUUUGGUUCUUUGGAGCAACAGAGUUGCUGUUUUGGAGCUGGCCCCUGGAGGGUUUGUCAGGUCACAGACAGCGCAGUGGAUAUGUCUCUUCCCCUCCCUCCUUCCACUACACAGCUUAUCCACCCCUGCUUUUCGGGAGGUGGUGAUGGGGAGAUUCAGCAAUGCCAUGCCCUCACUUUUGGAGAGGUUCCGGCAUGUUUUGGUGUGUCCAUAUUCAUGCAUGCGCACUUGCACAUGGGUAUUCUCACACACAUGCCACAGCACCCUAUCAUUGUGGGCCUAUUUUUUUUCCACAAACUGAAUCCUGGGACCUCAGCACCCAAAUCCUUCAGGAGCAUGCCUUCCAUUCACUUUGGCAUGCAUGGAUUCUCAUUUGCACCUUCAGAAUGCACAUCUUUGUGCAGAGGUGUUGGAACAUUCAGUACAGAUACUAUACAGUCCUAUGUUUGCUCUCACAGGCUUGCACAGCAGCAUAUUUACUGUCACGUGCCAUUAUUCAAUUCCACGCUCCCACAUAACUUGUAGAUAAUUUUCACAGGGCUGGGCAUAAAGGCUAUACACAAUGCAUGCAGCAUUCUUGACAUCUCCACCCCUUUACAUGUGCUUGAAUCCCUUGGUCAACUUGGCAUGACUUCCCAAAGCAGUCUAGGCACUUUCCAGAUUUGGAGCACCACCUUAUUUCUGCACCUCUGCUGAGAUGGUCCAGUUGCGUACGAUGGAUCUGGAUCAGCACUAUGACACCGCGGGCAAAAGAGGGCUCCUUGCCAGUCGGCGGUGCACUGGAAGAGACUUUGGACCAGGCGCUGCUGGAGCCCUCCCUCCUGAAUAGAGCCUCCCAGCCAAGACCCCCUCUGGGGCAGACAGACUUUUCUCCCUCACAAUGCCAGAGGGAGACAUCUUUUCCUGACUGUGAUCCUUCCAUUCCUCUAACAACCACUGGGCCGCUGCUCUGCCUGUCAGGGCGCAAAGACCCCCAGCCCUCUACCUCCCUUUCCCAUGACUGUUUAUUCUAUGCACUUUGUUUGAAUUAUAAUUAGUAUCUAACCUUGUUUAGGGCCCCCACCAAAGCCAGUAAGAGCCUUUUACAUGUCAAUUCCUGGGCAGUUACAGAGAGAUUCUCAAUUAAAGUCAGAUGCAAUGACAAAA
Messenger RNA from Anolis carolinensis (green anole), 4619 nucleotides. RefSeq names its product paralemmin 3 (gene palm3). The transcript has 8 exons. Gene Ontology annotation, biological process: regulation of cell shape. Gene Ontology annotation, cellular component: membrane. The record is from RefSeq and is a predicted model, not a curated record. The coding region runs from base 401 to 3295 and encodes 964 amino acids. Lineage: Eukaryota; Metazoa; Chordata; Lepidosauria; Squamata; Anolidae.